This is a messenger RNA of Mirounga angustirostris (Northern elephant seal), 28363 nucleotides long. It is a transcript of the gene ARHGAP42, whose product is annotated as Rho GTPase activating protein 42. The transcript is spliced from 26 exons. The coding region runs from base 503 to 3127 and encodes 874 amino acids. Gene Ontology annotation, biological process: signal transduction. NCBI's taxonomy places the organism in Eukaryota, Metazoa, Chordata, Mammalia, Carnivora, Phocidae. Gene Ontology annotation, molecular function: GTPase activator activity; protein binding. The record is from RefSeq and is a predicted model, not a curated record. Gene Ontology annotation, cellular component: cytoplasm.
GAGGAGGGUCUCCCAGCCGGGCCGAUUCGCAAGCUCUCUGAGCCUGCGUCCGCCUAGAGGGAGGGCUUCCCUGGCCCGGCCAGAGUGGCUCAAAGCACAAACGACUGUCAAGAGUGUAGGCGAGCGGAGGUGCCGGAAGUGUCUGCGCGCCGUGAGAUAGCUUUCCUGCUCCGGCUGCGGCCCGGAGCCUCCACCGCCUCGGUGUUGGCAGCGACGAUGCGCCCUGAUGACAACGACCUGAGCGGACUCGCGCCUCGGCCCACCGCUAGAGUCUGCACACUCCUCACCGCAGGAGAAGCCUGAGUCCAGAGGCGUCCACGCGCCGCGGGAGCCCUGUGCUGGCGGCGCGGCGCUCGGGGCCCAUUUCCUUUGCUCCGUCCGCUGGCGUCUUGGCCGGUUCCCCGCGAUCGCGCGUCCUCAGCGCCGGCCGCGGUCGCCGGCUGUUCCCGCCCUCACCGCCGGCCGGGACGUGCCCCGGGUGGCUGCUGGUAGCGUCUGUGCCAUGGGGCUGCCUACUCUGGAGUUCAGCGAUUCCUACUUGGACAGCCCGGAUUUUAGGGAGCGCCUGCAGUGUCACGAGAUUGAACUGGAGCGAACCAACAAGUUCAUCAAAGAGCUCAUUAAGGACGGCUCUCUGCUCAUUGGGGCGCUGAGGAAUCUGUCUAUGGCAGUACAGAAAUUUUCCCAGUCACUGCAAGAUUUCCAGUUUGAAUGUAUUGGUGAUGCUGAAACAGAUGAUGAAAUUAGUAUUGCUCAGUCAUUAAAGGAAUUUGCAAGGUUACUCAUUGCAGUAGAAGAAGAAAGGAGGAGACUGAUUCAAAACGCUAAUGAUGUAUUAAUUGCUCCACUUGAGAAAUUUCGCAAAGAACAGAUAGGUGCAGCAAAAGAUGGAAAGAAGAAGUUUGACAAGGAGAGUGAAAAGUACUAUUCUAUUCUUGAUAAACAUUUAAAUUUGUCUGCAAAGAAAAAGGAAUCUCAUUUGCAAGAGGCAGAUACACAGAUUGACCGAGAACAUCAGAAUUUUUAUGAAGCAUCACUAGAGUAUGUCUUUAAAAUUCAAGAGGUUCAAGAAAAAAAGAAGUUUGAAUUUGUUGAGCCGCUUUUGUCAUUCCUUCAGGGUUUAUUUACUUUUUACCAUGAGGGAUACGAACUCGCCCAGGAAUUUGCACCAUAUAAGCAACAGCUUCAGUUCAACUUACAGAACACAAGGAAUAAUUUUGAAAGUACUCGACAAGAGGUAGAGCGGUUGAUGCAAAGAAUGAAAUCUGCCAACCAAGAUUACAGACCACCCAGCCAGUGGACAAUGGAAGGCUACCUUUAUGUCCAGGAGAAACGACCACUUGGUUUUACAUGGACUAAACAUUAUUGUACAUAUGAUAAGGGAAGUAAAACAUUUACAAUGAGUGUUUCAGAAAUGAAAUCCAGUGGGAAAAUGAAUGGCCUUGUUACCGGUUCACCAGAAAUGUUUAAAUUGAAAUCUUGUAUCCGACGAAAGACAGAUUCAAUUGACAAACGAUUCUGCUUUGACAUAGAAGUAGUUGAAAGACAUGGAAUCAUCACAUUGCAGGCAUUCUCAGAAGCUAAUCGGAAACUCUGGCUUGAAGCCAUGGAUGGUAAAGAACCGAUUUACACCCUGCCUGCCAUUAUUAGCAAGAAAGAAGAAAUGUACUUAAAUGAAGCAGGGUUCAACUUUGUGAGAAAAUGCAUUCAAGCUGUGGAAACAAGAGGCAUCACUAUUUUAGGCCUCUACCGAAUAGGAGGAGUAAACUCCAAAGUUCAGAAACUCAUGAACACAACAUUUUCUCCAAAAUCCCCUCCUGAUAUUGACAUUGAUAUUGAAUUGUGGGAUAAUAAGACAAUAACAAGUGGACUGAAAAACUACCUCAGAUGCCUUGCAGAACCACUGAUGACUUACAAGUUACACAAAGAUUUUAUUGUUGCAGUUAAAUCUGAUGACCAAAACUACCGGGUGGAAGCUGUACAUGCAUUGGUGCACAAAUUGCCAGAAAAAAACAGAGAGAUGCUGGACAUCUUAAUAAAGCACCUCGUCAAAGUAUCACUACACAGCCAACAAAAUCUCAUGACUGUCUCAAACCUUGGAGUCAUAUUUGGCCCAACUCUAAUGAGAGCACAAGAAGAAACUGUGGCUGCCAUGAUGAAUAUUAAAUUUCAGAAUAUUGUGGUUGAAAUUCUGAUCGAGCACUAUGAAAAGAUUUUUCAUACUGCCCCAGACCCAAGCAUUCCUCUUCCUCAGCCUCAGUCUCGAUCUGGAUCCCGAAGGACACGAGCAAUCUGCCUCUCCACAGGUUCCCGGAAGCCUAGAGGGAGGUAUACACCGUGCUUGGCAGAACCUGAUAGUGACUCUUACAGCAGCAGCCCAGACAGCACACCCAUGGGGAGCAUUGAGUCACUCUCCUCUCACUCCUCUGAGCAAAACAGCACAACCAAGUCUGCUUCCUGCCAGCCCAGGGAGAAAUCUGGAGGGAUUCCUUGGAUUGUAUCCCCAUCACCUUCCAAUGGACAGAAGAGUCUUGGACUCUGGACAACUAGUCCUGAAUCAAGUUCUAAAGAGGAUGCAACCAAAACGGAUGCAGAAUCAGAUUGCCAGAGUGUUGCCUCGGUCACCAGCCCAGGGGAUGUUUCCCCACCCAUAGACCUGGUCAAGAAAGGGCCAUAUGGGCUUUCAGGACUGAAAAGAGCCUCAGCUUCCUCUCUCAGAUCCAUCUCUGCAGCUGAAGGAAGCAAGAGCUACAGUGGAUCCAUUCAAAGCUUAACUUCUGUAGGUUCCAAAGAGAUGCCCAAAGCCCCACCACACCCAGACCUGCCUCCAAAAAUGUGCAGGAGGUUAAGGCUGGACACUGCCUCGAGCAACGGCUACCAGCGACCUGGAUCUGUUGUGGCAGCAAAAGCCCAACUGUUUGAAAAUGUUGGUUCACUUAAGCUGGUUUCUUUUGGGCGCCAAGCCAAAGCCAUGUACUCUUGUAAAGCAGAGCACAGCCAUGAGCUUUCCUUCCCACAGGGGGCGAUAUUUUCUAAUGUGUACCCAUCAGUGGAACCGGGAUGGUUGAAAGCAACUUAUGAAGGCAAAACAGGACUCGUUCCAGAAAACUAUGUUGUCUUCUUCUAAUACUGUUUAGUGGAUGGCAGUAUCUUCAUGGUAUCCAUGGUAACAAUAAUAAGUGCUAUGAUUUUAUCUGACACAGAUAUGGGAAUCAGCCCACUAAAUGAAAAGUAAAUUUCUGUUAAGUUUCUACACCAGCAGACUAUGUAGCUCCCUAUAAAUGGAAAAGAAAAAAAAAAAAUGCUUAAAUUGCUUGCCAUGCCAUUCUUUUUAUUUUUUACUUCUUGACUGGUUUCUUAUUUUAAAAUCUUUCUUCCCCUGUUUUUUCUGAUAAGUAACUCUACACAUUGUCUCUUCCAUAACAAUUGUAGAAUCUCAAAUACUGUGUUAAGUACUGUAUCCCAGAAAUUUGGAAACUAGAAAUUUGCUGUAAGGAUUUUUAGAUAUGUCCUUUACUGUCUGGCAUUCUCUGAGGAACCUUGAAAUCAUUACUUAAAAAUGUAAUUUAAAUUGUUCAUUUAUUUUUUUUCUUAAGAAUUUACUUCUUUUAUAUAUGAUUGUUUUGCUGGUCCUAAACAUUUCAAGGAAUAAGUUUUUUUUUUAACAUAAGUUUAUUUUUAUUUGUUUACCAAGUAGAUGAUAUUCAAAAGGAAUAAUGUAUAUGAUGUCUAUAAAUGAAAUCAAAUUAAGUCAUACACUGAUUUCAAUAUAAACACUCCACUCAGCAUUCCAGAUGCCUUCUGUGGGCAUAGCAGGGAUUAGCAAACUAUUUCUGUCAAGGCCUGAUAGUAAAUAUUUGGGAGUUUUGCAGACCGUGAAGGUCUUCACCAUAAUACCCAACCCUGCCAUUGUAGCAGAAAGCACCCAUAGACCAUGAAUAAGCAAAUGAACAUGGCUUACUUAGUACCAAUACAACUUUAUUUAUGGACCCUGAAAUUUGAAAAUCAAAAUUCUCACAUGUCCUGGAAUGUCAUCCUUCUUUAACUUCUUAAAAUCCAUUUAAGAAUAGAAGUAUUUUAGCUGAUGAGCCAUACAGAACUGGUGGCAAGCCAGAUUUGACUCAUGGGUCUUGGUUUGCUGACGCCUGGUUAAGAGGAUGUAUAAAGCUAUCUUUAUAAUUUGGGGGUUUUAUGAAAUUUUACUAUAUUAACAUAUAAAUAACAACACAUAACAUGUAAUUUUACUACAUCAACAUGAUAAGUCAUAUGCAUAUAUCAUCUCCUAGUGGCAUCACAAAAUAUAACUACAGUAAUAGGAAAACAGUGUAAAAAGUGCAGUUUUAAGGCAUGCAGCCUGAAUUGUACUUGAGACACUGUGAAGUGUCAACGUAUAUUAUUGUUAUCUAAUUUUAAUUUUGGCUUUUGAGAAAUUCUUGUACAAAUGAAUAAGAUGUUUUUUAAAGACACUAGUAGAAAAGCUAUGCGUUUUAAAUUCUACACUUAAUUGCAAUAGAAACCAAACAUAAAGAUACAGGAUUCUUAAAUUAUUUUGAGCCACAGAAUUUAAAAUUGCUUAGUCAUCUUUAGCAGGAAUAAAAUCUGUACGUGAUUUUCUUUUAUGCUUUUCAGUUUACAGCCUUUAUUAAGAAUUCACUGAAUUUAUAAAACAUAGAAAUAGGUAUUUACUACCAAUUUAAAUGUAUCACCAACAUCUAGUCAUGCAUCAGCCAUUAUUUCUGUUAUUUCUAUUUCAAUUAUUCUAAAAUGUUAUUUCUAUAAAUAUCUGCAUGUAGCAAAGAGCCUUUUUUCUCAAGAUUCCAAAAAGCCAGUUGCUCACCAUUGCCUCCCACAGGACUGGUCCACUGGGCCAUGAUAUUUUACUUGUUACUUCGGAGUUCUCCACUGUACAGACACACUCAGGUAUUGACUGCAUAAAACUCUUUUUAUGUGAUUAUAUAAUCUGUAGUCUCAAUUUCUUCUACUUUAAAUGAAUGUUUCUAGAGUUAACAGGUUAAAUUAUGUGUCCACACAUAUACACACAACUAUGUCUUGGAGCAUUUAUGCUUUUAAAAUUAAAAAUGGAAUACUGGAUUAGAACUUAAAAAGAAUAACUGUAGGCAGAGUCACAACCAGAAAUAAGUAUCACUGCAUUGAAAUAAAGGAAUGAAAAAUAUUUAAUGUUGUAAAAAUUAGUAAUAUAAUGAAAAAAUCUGAUAAAUGUUUAUUUUUUACCUCCUGCUAUUUGAUCCUUGUAUACUUAUAAUCAGGUGUUGCUAGAGCUUUUUGGUCUCUAGAUCCUUGGUGGCCCUUACUAGUAAUAAUAACAUUGCUAACACCCUGACUACCCUCUGCUGGAACAGAAGGUAGUUUUUCCAAUGUACCAGUCCCUUAGUUAUAUGACACUCUCAGUUUAAACACCCUUGCCAUCAUCUGGCAUCCUACUAGAUUAGAACCUCUUAAUGGCAAAUUGAUUUUCUUUCAAAGACCAACUUGACUCCAAAGAAAGAUUCAGAAUUCUACUUCACUUGCUGCUGCAUAGAGAAAUCUCAGCCUUCAUUUUAUUUUAACACAGACCAGAGUGUUCCUUCCUCUGAGUUGUCUGAGAGCUAAUUCCACUGAUGAUCAGUAAGGAAUUAAAGGUCUUGCUGUAUAAGACAUGAAUGUGAAGCCCAGCUCUCCUUUCUCAUACUGAGGCAUUUAUUGUGGCAUUACUUACUAUGGUCCCUUUUUUGAAAUAGACAUACAAGUGCUUUUUCAAAUUGUACUUCUUUCUGCAGUUUUAACAUUAUAGACUUAUGGGUAUGGUCCUUUUUCCUUCAUAUUGAUUAUAUGUGUAAGUAAGUCAUGGCCAUAUACUGCAGACAGACUAAUGCUGCUUUUCCUUAGAAAUAAUUUUCCUACAGAUAAGGUGUUUAUGAGCAUUGAGAAAAUCAAGACAUGUGCUCUAAAUUACAUGAAGUAUUAAUUACACAAGAAGGUGAUGGCAGUCAUUGAAACAGGAUCACAUUAAAAGUUGUAACCACAUUUCAAUAAUGAAACUUUAGCUUUUCGGGGACGGUAUGAAGAUAUGUUAGAAUUGCCACAUGCACACCUUCAGAAUGCACAGUGUGGACACCCUAAACACCUCUUACAGUAUAAUCAGUAUGAGGGAGAGAUUGAUAAGUCUAAGUUAAUCAUCUUGUGUACAUUGUGAAAAUAUCAAGUACAAAACAUUUAUAUAUUUAAAAAGUGACUCUUUUGUUAUGCCAUAACUUUACCAAGUUUAUAGAAACUAGUCAGUUAACUAAAGGCUUUUCUUUGUGUAAAUGUCUGAAAAGUAAAAUAAUCUUUGUAUUCCUGUGAAGUCCAUGAAGUAUGAGGAAGUGCCAUUUCUUCUUGUUUGAUUUGAGUGGUUUUGGUAGUUGUCUUGGCUCUCUGUGCUUUGUAAUGUGAGUGAGGGCAACCAAGUUUCUCAACAGUGGCUUCUUGGCUGGCUCUUUCAGGGAUGGUGGAGGAAAAAAAAUGUACUUUAUAAUCUCAAACUAUCCAAGUUCCCAAGUAGGAAAAAUAAAGAUACACAAUAACUUUUAUUCUUACCCUAUGAUAAUUGGUUUUACAUAUUGCAGCACGCCUUUUAAAAAAACACCAGGUUGAAAAAAAAAAGAAAGUCCAUUAGGUUGUAAGGAAAAAAAGUUUAGCACCGUAAUCCUGUGGUGAUAACCUCAUUCACCUUAUUACUCCCAGCCUCAUUGUUCAAGUCUGUGUUUAUUUCUGAUAUGAGAAGGAUAUCAUUCCUAUGGAUGCUGGUGUAGGAGAGUCCUUCAGAGCCUUCUUUCAAACAACUGUACCUGUAGUAUACCCCUUAAUUAUGUAUUCAGGAUGCUUUAAUUAGCAUUUAGAGCUCCAAUUUGAAUUAUAUUUUAUUGACUUAUUGACUUACAAGUCAGUAAGACCAUUUACAGUCAGAUUUUGUUCUUUGUUUUUACAGUACCUUGGUAACUUGCAGCCGUUACUAUGUAUGAUCUAAUAACAUCACUGAGUAGGACCCCAAAUCAUAUCUCCUGGUAAAGAAAAAAACAAGAGAAUUUACUAUUGUCCAGAAGUUAUUUUGCACUUGACUAAAGGUUUCCCAUUAUGGUAAAAAUUGCUAUUUACUUUUGGUUCCUGUCUUUUUUGGUUACCUUCAAAAAUCAAAACCAUUUUUACAAAUGAAGUUAACCUUUUUGAAUAGUCUAUGUCCUGCCUGUCUCCUGUUGAGCUACAGACUUAUUGCCAGCUAUUUAUCAACUGGUCUUAGUUGAUACAUUCACUGUAUCCAUUAGUUGUCACCAAAAUCUCCCUGCUUCAAAUGUGCAAUCUUAGAUGAACUCUGGCUUAUAAGUGACAUGUGCUUUUAAAGGAUCAGAUCAAUAAUAAAUAAGAUUUUUCAUUUUUUAUGGCAGCUGCAUCCACUGUUUUAAAUCAGGAAUUUCAAAUAAUGUUGACAGCACUCGCAGUGAGCCAUUGGCAGAAAACCGAUCUGAAUAUUCUAGAACAGUGUUCAGAAGCUGUUGUAUUAGUUAGGGAAGCCAGUAGGUCAUCACUUCCCUCCCUGGCCCUCAAGAGAGAUGCCAGGUUCAGAGGUAGAACGUUUCUUGGUGCUAUGGGGAGAAAUGGAGUCUGUGUGUUUACUGAGGAGUCCCAAAAGGCAGGAGUCAUUUAUAGUUAUUACAAACAUAAAUAUCCAUCAUCCAAGAUGUUCAUUAUAGGGCUAUGUUAGGAAUUUAAGUAAUGGAGGGGGGUGGGGGCCAAAGGUGCUGACACCACCUAAUUAUGACCACUUUCUCCCCUUUGUACCAUCUGCCAUCUCUCAGCAGUGUUUCCUUUGGGCUUUACCCUUCCAGGGUUGAGAGUAGCCUGACUUUGCCUUAAAUCCAUUCAGUCUCUUAGAUUAAAAGUGUGCAUUGUUUUCUCUAUGGCAGCAUGUUAGAAGUUUUACAUAUGGCUUUGCAUCUUCAUUUACCUUUUUACAAACACUGACUGCACAUGAUUUAUGCUUAAAGUCAGAUAUCAUCACAUUGAGGGCUGUGACUUCAGGAAGAUCUGAAACCUUUACAACUAAAUAGGGAGUUUGGCAGGGAAGAUGACAUUUUUUUAAAAAUUCAGAAUCCUAUUUAUAUACUGUUAAAAUUUAAAGUACUAUAGUUUAUAUUAAAAUUGAAUAUUUAGAUAUUAUAUUUCAGUACUAGGAAUUUUUUUGUAGCCACUAACAUGACAGAUUAAUAAAUAUGAUGAAAAUGAUUGUCAGUAAAUUAUCAUAUUGAAUUGUUUGUAGUGUUUCUGUAUUUGUCUUCACUUUGUGUAUAUAUACACACAUAUACAAAAAUAUGUAAAUAACCUCAUGUUAUUCCUAAUUUCAAUUGCCACAUAUCUUUAAUGUAUGUUGACACUGUAUUUUAAAUUACUUAAAAAAUAAACCAUGUAAGCACAUUUUAAUUUAGUCUUUGUACUUCAAGAGCCACUGUGUUGGAUUCAUAUAGAGAGAAAAACAAAGUUUCAAAUACUGUGAAUGGUCAUUUUGAGUGUGGCUGAGUGGAAAAUCAUAGAAUUAAUAAUCUUUUCCUGACAGUUGGACCUUUUCCUAAGAAAUUGGCAUUAUGACAGAUCAGGAAAAUGUUAAUGUUGGUACCUAUUAAUGAUGCACGUGUCUACCAGAGAGAGAAGUAGAUGAGCCACAAACAAAAUAUCAAAUAUAACAGGUAUGCAGGCUUACCCAAAAAUAUAAGUUUGCAAAAGUUUACAAAUGUGCUAUGGAAGAAGUAUCAGCAUGAAAACUACACCCUUAGUUUUUUAUUAGUUUUAUGACCCUUUUGGUCACUAUUUGACUUCUACCUAAAAUUUUGUUUUUCUGUAUCAGAAAAAAAGAGAAUCAUGUAUUUAUUUUGUGCUGCUAGGGUGGAUUGUUGGAGCGCAACACUUACCUUGCAGAACCGUAAGCCUGACAGAUUAAUAAUAGGUCCACUGAGCAUACAACCUGAUUUGCUCAACUGGAUUGUACCUUCCUCAGUAUUAGAAGAGAAGCGAUAAAUUCAUGACACAAGACUGUUGAGAUAAAAAGACUAAUGUGAAUAAAUUCCAGUAUGAGUAAGCAGGAAAGGACUCCUAGUAUAGAUAUUAGAAAUCAUUGUGGAUCAGCCACUGUUUGGGAAUGUUGGGUUGGAAGGAAUCAACCUAGGCUGGACUCCCUUAUAAUAACUGAUAUUUUAGAAAUAGCAAAAACUAACUCCCAAUAGCCAAAACUAGAAUGGUUUGAACAACAAAAUAAGUAAUAUAUCAGAUGAUUGGGUUAUGACCCAAAUUAUAAAAUAUCCAUGAAUCUAUACUGAUACAAAGGACAAUAAAUUUUGUUUAUGUAAACACAUGUAAAAUAGGGAAGAGACAGAUACUCUUCAGAGAAGAAUUCCAAAUAAUUGGAAUUAUUCUACUCUUUCCUCUAGGUGGUAGAGUUUAACUUUUCCCUUGUUGAGGAUGGGCUGUUAGACUUAGUGACUAAUUUCCAAAAAGAGUAUGGAAAACGAUUGUAACUUGACAGAGAAGCCUGUCAGAUACUAUCCUAACCAAGUGAUAAAAGUUAACAUCAUCCGUGAUACCAUGUGGUUAUCUUGUAAUCCAUAAUAUGAUGUGAUGAGAAAAGCCUGUCAACUCUGUGGUUUUCUUUCCCCAAACCCAUAUCUCCAGUCUAAUCAUAAACAAACACCAGACACAUCUGGAUGGGGGCCAUUCUACAAGAUAGAUACUAAAUCAGUAAUUCUCCAGACUGUCAAGGUAAUGAAAAAUAAGAAAUUGUCACAGAUAAAAGGAGAACUGGGAGACCAGACAGCUGAAUGCAUUGUGAAUCCCUGGAUUAGAUCCUAGAAGGGAAAGAAGACAUCAGUGGAAAAACUCAUGAUAUCCAAAUAAAGUAUAAAAUUUAGUUAAGAGUGAAAAAAAAAGAAAACAGUAACAAAAUCAGCCACAAGAUCGUGACAUGAACUAGAGCCACCUUAUCUCCUUUUUGGAAUUUAAGUCACUUUUAUUCAAGAUUUAAAUACUUUCACGUUUUUCCCUACUAAAUUUUGGGAUCUGUGAGCAGGACAUACCACUAGUUCAUUGCCGGGUUUCAGGCAGUUGAGAUCAGCUUGGUAUACACCACGGCCCGCCCCUUUCAUUAAAUGAAUAAAUUCACUAGCAAAGGAAUAAUCAUUGUAAACUGUUUCAGGAUUUAGAUAAUGCAGUUGUAGGCUUGGGUUGUUUUCUGUCUGUGUCUUCUUGCCCAGGAAUAGUGGAAUUCAUUCUUUAACAUCCUGUGAAUGUAUGGUUCACCAUACAUAUGUAUAUAUCAGUGGAGUAAACAUAUCCCCCCACACACGGAUAUUAUGUGUUCUUAAGGAUUAGACACAGAUUUGCUCUUCUCAGCACUGGACCUAUAAAAACUUGGUUGAUUGAGCUGAAUGAUUUAAGGAUGAUGUUGAAGAACUCAACUUCCUAAACCAUUAAACACAAAAUAACCCCAAAAGAAGCUAUGUUAAACUUAAAGUUGAAUUUCUUGAGCCAAAGAAGUUGUACUGUUAAAAUUUCACACAGCCAAAAAUUUAGAAGCAAAAUCUUUUCCAAGUUUUUUAUACAAUGGUUCAAGUUGUUUUUAAAAAAAAAAAAUGUAGAUGAAAACAUUUGAAACCUCUUUAUGUAGGAUGCCCUUGGAAACACAAAUCCCCAAAAUACUGAAAUUGAAUGCUUGUGAAUGCUGUUUCUGGAUGUUUAGGGUAAAUGAGUCAAGCAUGGCAUUCAGCAGGACUCUGCUUGUUGAUAGAAAUUAGUUACGUAGAAAUUAGUUAUCUGAAACAUUCUACCUCCAAAUUGCCGGAAGCCUGUCUCCUGAAAAAGAUUCUCAGGAUAGGCUGGGCUAGAGAAAGAAAAAUAACAGCCUAUCUCCCAAUCCUCAUUAUGGUUUUAAAUAUUCACUAAAUCACCUAUUUACAGAAAGAUUUUUCACAGAAUGAAUGAAUCAUAAGUUGCCUUAGCAAAUAUACAGUUUAAAUGCCUUUCAAGCAUUUUUGAAGUAACAAUUAUUUCUUCAAAUAAAUCUGACUUGAAACAAUAUGUUAAAUAUGAUCCAAGCUACUAGAAUGUGUGCUUACAUGUGUGUUAAAGAAUGCCUUCCUUCCUCCAUCCAGGCCCACAGCCUAUCUGGCAUCUCCCUAGAACACUUAGGGCUUUUUAGAACAAGUAUGGAAAUGACUUAGUCUAAAUUUCUGCAAAUUUGGAGACUGGGGCCAUAUCAACCCCUUUAUAGCAGAAUCAUGACUCUUCUCUCUGCUGUUAUCUGACCACUAACUUCUUGAAUAUGUGGGGAGGGUAGCUUCUCCUAUGCUUUCAUCUUUCUGAAGUCUAACCUUAUCUGAAAAGGAUAUCCUCUGAUAAAUAUCUUCCCUGAUAGGCACACAGGGAGCAGAAAAGCCAAAAAAGUAAGAUUCAACCAGACUUGGCUGUUUAAGGAGAAAGACUUUUUUUUUUUUCUUAAUUUUUGGUUUGUGAAAAUUUCUGAAAAUAGGUAUAAAAUACCUAGCCUAGUGCCUUGUACCUAGUAGGUAUUACUGGAUAGCUAUAUUAAAGACUCCAGGGGUUUUAUAGUUGAGUUUGCAGAUUUCUGAUGUAAAUGGCAAAAGAAUCAGUGAAACAUCAAACAGUAUCAAUAGAAGUUAAAUCAUGGCUCCCAAAUGUAUGGUCAACAGCCACUAAGCAAAUGUUCUCCCUUACACUGUUACAUGAUCCUCUGAUACUACUAGACACAGCCACUGGGUGUCUCUCUCUCUCUCUCUCUCUCUUUUUUUUUUUUUUUUUUUAGGAAAGAACACAGACUGGAAGGUUAGUUUCUCUGACCGAAUGUCACAUAGUUGGUGGUGGUAGAGCUACAAGGUGUCGUUCUUUGAAACUCAGUACUCUUUACAAUGAACCACCUUUUUAGUACACCAAGUGAAGUAUGAUAAAGCUUUAUGUAUCACCACACUUGAAAGAGUUCUUUGGCAAACAAGCUUAUCCAGAAGAAAGAUGAAGUUGGUGAAGAGACUAGAAACCCUGUCCUCUGAAAAAUGUUUUAGAUCAGAGUGUUGCUCCUCCCAAGUGUGACCUUUGGACCACUUUAAAAGCUGUUUACAAAUGCAGAACCUCAAUCAGGAUCUGCAUUUUAACAAAACUGCAAGAUAAUUUAGAUAAACAGGGCAGUUUGAAAAGCACAGGUUUAGCAGAACUUUGAAUGAGGCCUUUGGGGAGGCCUUUGGGAAUAUCUGAGGGCAAAAAAAGACUAGACUCAUUUCUUAUAAAGGCCAAAGAUAGAAUCUUGGAAGAAGUCACAAAGAUUGAGAUUAAGGUUUAAAAAUAAUUUUAUCAUCAAGUAUUCUAAAAAGAGAACUCAAGAAACAGCUUUCCAUUGUAGGGAGUGUUUAAGUGCAUCUGGGUGACUGACCGUUUGUCAAAAUUUCACAGAGAAAACAGAAAAAUUCAAUGAGUAUUUGAACCAGUCUCAAAAAGCAAUUCUCCAGCACCAAGACCUGUGCAAGUCAUUGGAAAUCUUGAGUAAAUUAGGUAUUAUCCUUCCUUUCAAGAGAACCAUGGUUUAUUUGGGUAACAGGUAAGUAAAAGUCAGUAAUGUGUAUAUGAUGAAAUGCUAAAAAGAGUAAGUAUUGGGGUGCAGAGAAAGGGCACUAUUCUGAACCCAGAAGAUGGCAGAAGUGAUGAAAAAGAAGAUAGGUUGGAUAUAGAGAAAGACAAGUGUGAAUUGAUUGUAACUUGGUGGAUGAUGUCAUCAUCCAGCCAAAUUUUGGCUGAGGUGAGAAGCUGAAAGGAGUGGAGCUCCCUGUAAUAGAUUGGGAUUCCACGUUGCAUGGAGGAAGAGGGAAAUAGAGGAGUUGGGGAGAGGGGAGGAAUAGAGUGGGUGAUAGGGAAGGGCUGGGAUAAGCUGUAUUUAUUCUUUUUUUAUGUCUUCAUCCUUUCAACUAACAUAGUGCCACGCACUGUUGUAGUUGCUCAGCAUUCAGAAAAGAAUUAGACAUGGUCUUUGUUCUUAAGGAGUUCAUAGUUCAAUGAAGGAGACAGACAUGAAUUAAGGUAAGUGUGAUAGAGGUACAAAGUGUGAAAACACACAAUAACCCCAAAAUUUAUAGGGGAAAGGAAGGCAGAGAGGAUCAGAGGAGGUUUUAUACACAGAAACAUCCUAAGUAAACCCUAAAGGAUAGAACAUCACAGAGAAUGAAGACCUAAAGACUUAAAGUUGAAUGAAGUUUCUGAUGGAUUAGAUCUAGUUCUAAGUAGCUGCAAAGCUGAGUGCUUGCAUGGGCACAGUGAUGUCAUUGUGGAAGCAUAGGAUGAGGUAAAAAAAAAAUGUAAAAAACAGGAUUGAUUGUAUGAAGACCAAUCUGAGGAGGCAGUGAGGUUUAGGGAGGAGAAUGGUGUACUCAGAUUCACCUUUAGAAAGACUGGAAUGAAGGGGUGAGUUCAAAUGAAUGUUGUGUCCGGCACUGCAGGAAUGGGGCUGGAGAGGCAAUGUUUCGUAAACACUACAAAAAUGAACAGGCCAGACAAGGAAAUGACUCAUUUGAUAGGUCAAAGUGACAUGACAUGACCAUUUUGAAUGAGUAAUUUAGAGGAUUCAUAUGGGCUCAGAUGUCUGUAGGUUGCUGAGGAAGGAAUCAGCAAUAAAGACAGUGAGCAAAGUUUAUCAAGGCUGAAAGAGGCUGCCAAAAGCACUGGGCAAAGUGAGUGGCUAGAACUGGUUAGUAAAUUUGGUGAUGUGGACUCACUUUGCCUAAGCUAUUCCUCUUUUUGGGAGCACUGCAGGCACUGACAAGCAAGGCUUGGAGAUUGAUGGCUUAAUGCCUCCCCAUAAAAUCCAGGGGCUUUCACUUGAGUUUCAAGGGUAGGCAUAGGUGGUGGGGUGGGACGUGUGAAUUCCCUAGGUUGUAUAGUAAAUGUAUUAUGUCUAGGUAUGCACAUUUUUCCCCCAGGAAGAGGGGCCAUAGAUAACAAUGAUUCAAAAAUUUCCACUCCACAUUUGACCUACCUCCUCCCCAACACUAAGGGUAACAAAUGAGUGCUGCGUUCACAGUAGCUAAAAGUUGUGGCUGGAAUGUCUGUUUGAACCCAGGGUCCCCACUGUGGAAGACCAGAGUGGAGUUUAACUUGGGGCCAGCUUGGUCUCUUCCCGUAUCAGCCUGAGAAAGGAAUGAUUCUCUGUAGAUGAAGCGUAAAAGCACAGGCCAGCCCAGUAAUUUGUGCCUGUUUGAUGAGGGAAUGCUUAUAGAGACCACAACAGGUAUCAGGGGAAAAUAAAGAGGAGGGGCCACUGAGUGUUGCAGAACAUUUAGGCUCCAGUCUUCAUUCAGUCUGUUUCCUGGGGCUGGGUUGUGACCAGCUAAGGAGGUAGCUUUUUUUCUGUUUUGUGAACUUAGGAGAUCCAUGUGCCAGAAAGAAUUCUUCUGGCACUUGUAGAGCAAAAAAGGGCCCUGUCAUUCUCUCCCCCAUGACCUUUGAGGAGUCCAGGAGCAGGCCAGGUUUUGCUCUACCUAAGAAUUGUUGUGUGGUGUGAAGUACAAAGCUAUGGAGUUGUAGGGUGAGUGAAGCUGCAAAAAGUGGCAGAGCUUGGCUUUGCCCAGCCUUUCUUGCUGCUGGUGUCAAGGCUCACCUGCUGCAGACCCCUCCCUGGAUGGGUGGGUUGUUUGUUUUUGUCUGUUUUUUUGCUUGGAAGCCAAGGCUAAAAUAACUCCAAAAUAGGAGUAAGUAACAAUGUCCUCCUUAAGUACUUAAACAUGGUAUAUCAUUCUGUUUCCGGUCUGAAAACAGAACACCCCCUAGUAAGUAGAACAGGUUAAAAUUAAUAUAAUUAAUGUGAAAGGUGACUAUUAAAGAGCCUGACAUGAAGCUCUAAGGAAUACAGAGAUAGUACAUGGUGAAAGCAGCUACACCUGUAAGGCAAAGGGAGAGUACAAAGGAACUAAGAACUAAGAAGAGCCCACUUGAGGGUGAGAUACAGACCUUAUUAUAAAGGGUAUGGCUACCACAGGAUACACAACAGACCGGUUGUUAGAAAGUUGCUAGUGAGUGUGGACCAGAGAACUGACAAUGUGUGGCGGAGAAACUAGCUGGCGGGUUCCAGUUAUGAGCAAGGACCACAGAGGUGAGUGCCACUGGGCUGCCCCUACCUGAUCUGCUUAGUGUCCCUCUUCCUCUCAAUUGACAAAGCCUAAUGUUGCACCAAGGGAUGAGGUCUACCCCCAGUGCCAUAAAGCAGGGAUAAUGUCUUUGGAACUGAAGGCAAUGUAGUGGUAACUGACACACUUGUAAACACUGUUUACCACAGAUCAACAGCAAAAUGUUGGAGUCUUUUUCUAUUUAAUUAGAAAACAGACAAGAUUUCUAUCUUAAUGAUUAAUCAACACCAUGUGGCAAGUUUUUGCAAAUUUGGUAAGAUAAAAUGAAAUAAUUGGUAUGCUUCUUGCAUAAAAGCAGAUAAAAAGAUAAAUUUUUUUUUAUUUUCAGAAAAUAUGAUUAUGUACUUCAAAAACCAAGACACUCUACCACAAAACAGACAAAAUAAUCUGUUGGAAUUGAUAAGAGAAUUUGAUAAGGUGUAUGAAUAUAAAGUAAUCAUAGAAAUUAAGAGAUCUUUUCCCCUGUCUUGGUAAUAACCAAUAAAAAUUAGAAGAAAUAACAUUUAUGACAGCAAAAAAGAAUAAAAUGCAUAAGAAUACAUGAAUCAAGAAAGUUAAGGGACCUAUAUGAUGAGGAAAUCCAACAUCUUCUGAAAAGACUUAACAUAAGACCCAUCUUUUAGGAUGGUAAGAAUUAAUACUUUAAAAAUGCCAACAUUCCAUAUAUUAAUUCUAAUUUUAAUGGAACUUAGGAUUCUAUUUCUAUUCUUCUUCUUAGAAAUAGACAAAUGAUUUGAGGCUCAUAUAAAAAAAUCUGUUCAAAAAAAGACCAAGAGAUUUUUGACAGAAAAUAAUGAGGGCAGUAUUUAUUCUAUAAGUUAUUAAUAUAAUUUUAAGUUAUAGAAAUUAAAACACUACAAUAUUAGCAUUGGAUUGAGCAAGUAUUUAGUUAAAAAAAAAACCAAAAGUAUAUUCAAGCAUAUGAAGAAACAAAUGUAUGAUAAAAUUUAGUAAUUAAGUUAGGUUAAUUUAAUAAUUGGCUAUCAAAAGGGAAGGAAACAGAAUUAGACCUCCUUCACACUUUAUACAAAAUAGAUUUAUAGAAGAAUUUAAAAUCCUAACAGUUAAAUAAAAAAAAAUUAGAGGGACUAUCAGGAGUUUGUGUUGGGGAGACCAUCUUAAAGCAAGAAACAACAAAAUCUCAAAGGAAAAGACAGUCUUAAUGACAAAGUUCUUAAAUUUUAUACAGUAAAAACAUAUAAAGUUGAAAGAUGCCUUUUAGACUGGAAAAAUAUUUGUAAGAGACAGAGAUGAUAUCCUUAAUAUGCAAAACACUCCUAUGAAUUAACUGGGGGAAAAUAAUGUGGAAAUAGGAUCAAGGGACCCCAUGAGGCAAUUUAGAGAAGAGGAGAUGCACAUAAACGUUUGCAAAGAUGUUCAGCCUCAUUAUUUUUAAAAAAUGCAGAUUAAACUGACAAUAAGAUACCAUUUUCCACCCAGAUGACUGGCAAAACUAUGGAGAUCACAUCUAGUUCUGUGGAGGUUGCAGGAAAAUGAGAACUAUUAUCUGUGAAUUACUCCAACAUUUUGAUCCAAAAUAUUUAGCAAAAUUUGAUAAAAAAAAAAUUAAAUACACAUAUGCUAUGACCCCUGUAAUUGGAUUCCAUUAAUCCAAUUUUGGGAAAUGUAUAAGCACCAGUAUAAAAACUUGUUCAAGGAUGUGUAAUAUGAUAUUUCAUAGUUUCAACAGCUUAUAUAAACAGUGGGUAUAAAAAGACACAAUAUUCUUAAUUUCCAAAACUAACUUUAAAUUCAAACCUUAAGACUCCAGCUUGCUUUCUGAGGGACAAUUUGAUUUAGGUGCUUCCAGAUAAAUUCAGUUCAAUAAGCAAUUUUUAAAAAAACAUUAAGUAUAAUUUCCUAGUUUGUGGUUUCCAAUGAUGAGAUUUUAGUUGAGCUUUGAGGAAAGAGAGGAGUAGGACCAACAUAAGAGGUGAGUGCAUGUGUGUGUGUGUGCAUGUGUGUGAGAGUGUUGGUUGAGUAAACAAGAGAGGCACAUCCCAAUGGAAUAACAAUAAUAAUAUUGAACUGAAAAUGAAAUUGAAACUAAGAUUAUCCCAACUGGCCAAGAUAACUUUACCCUCCUCAGUUGGCUUUGAACAUCUUAUGUUUAUUGCUGCAGUGAUUAUUACUUUUCUGAAUGCAUUACAGCAGACAAGCAAGAAGAUUAGCCCCUGCCUACUGAGAUGUGCAUAAUGUCCCCAAGGAAUGUGAUGCCUUCCAGGAAUUUGAUAUUCUUAUUUUUCCGAGUGGAUGGUGUCCUAUUUUCAUCCUGCCUGAGCCUACGAAAGAGAACACCUGCAGAUCUUGGAAACAGUGUUCCUCAGGAGAAGGAAUAUAAAGGCUAUGAGCCCAAGAGCUGCCCUAGUAGCUUUCCAUGAGGCCAAAAGCUGCCAAGAGACUAAUGUGAAAGUAGGUAUGAUUGGCUACUUACACAAGUAAGUAUAAUCCUCAAAGGUAAAGAAGAGCUGUGUCCUCCAGCUGAGUAUGUGUAUGGUUUUAGGGUGUGCUAAAUUCAGGAAAUAGACUCUGGAUCUUAUCCCCUGCCUUGUAUCCUGCAUUAUAAUAUCACUGAAACAGAUAGUGCCUGGUUACAUCUGUCCAUUAACUAUUUGUGGUCCACUAGACUAUGAGCUCUAUAAAAUCAUAUUAUAUUUGCCUAGGGCAGGAGCUCUGCAUAAGUUGCCUAUCCAAAGUCUGAUCUCCCUCCUUCCUUAAUAAAAACUUGGAUUUGAAAAACUCUAUAGUUGAAAAAGUCUCAGACUCCUUUGCAAUAUGGAAUCUAUCUGAUACAGUUUCUGCCAAUGAGAUAAGUAAAAGUGAUAAAUGCAAAGUUUCUGGGAAAGUUUUGUUUUUGUAAUAAGUGCUACUGCUACCCCCUAUUCCUUGUGAUUUUCCUCUUAUUCUUCCUGCCUGGAAAAUGGAUGGAAGUGGAGCAAUCAUUUUGUGCCAUAAAAAUAAAAGCAAGAAGGAGCUUGGGACAUUUAUAUUAUCAUGGAAGCUGGAUUAACUCCAAAUUGUUGUUUUAUGAGAAAUACCCAUUAUUUGGUUAAAUGUGGUAGUAAAGUUUCUUUCAUAGUCAGUCAAAUGAAAUACCUUGCCUCCUCAUCAUUUUAUUAAACCAAACCAUUUGCAGAACUAAAGAAUAUCAAUCAUGUAGAAAGGACACACUUAACAUACAUGGUGGCUGAGUACUGCUAAUUUCAUGUGUGUCCUUCAAGGAACCAGAAACUCUUGUUUGUGAGAUAUGACUUAACAUAUAUAUGUAUGGUGUAUAAAUGUAUACAUUUAAACCUUUACUGAGUCAUGUUUCUUUCCAUUUAUAUGUUCAGUGGCUGAAAUCACCAAUCCAAUUACAUAUUAUAGAGUUGUAAACUUUAACCUUAAAAAUGAAUGUUUUGUUCAUAAUAAAUUUUGUUUAUAAUUCCAUGAGAAUACAAUGAAUCUGCUUAAGAAGUUAUUCAUUGCAACAAAUAGCUCACAGCAACACAGUUCAACUAGAAACAGUGCAUUUUAUACAGUAAAUGCUUUCUUUGUACCCUUCUCCUCUCACUUUUUAGAGCAUUGCUCUACUUCAGAUGGGCAAGAUAGGUUUGUAGACAGAAAGGCCAAGGAGAAAGUAGAAGGAAGAGAACAUUUAGGGGUAGUGGAGUGACAGAGAUGAGGGGCUCUGUAGAAGGCCUCUGAACAUGGGAUGUCACCAUUUAUGGCCAGAGACCCUUAUAGAAUGUUGAGCACUCGUGAAGGGUCCAAAUGAACAGGAGACUUUUUCGAGUGACAACAUGAAUGAAUGUUAUGGAUGGGUCUGAAACCCUACAUUCUAGGCUCCAGUCCAAUGUUGCUCUCUGCAAUUGUGCAGAACCUCAAUUCCCUCAUUAUCAAGGAAGACAUAUAUAUCUCAUUAGCUUUACAUAACAUUUUGACUUGCUAAUUAUAAGUGUAAAUUGUAUUUCAGUAUGUGUGCUUAUACUUGUGGACAUUUUGUUCUUAUAGAUUCACUGGCCCACAGGAAUUGUAGUUUAAUGGAAAUAGGGCUGGGCUUGGAGCCAGAAAACCUGGCUGGAAUAGACCUAGUUGUUAAGCCAUAGACCUGGUUGUAUAAUUUUGUGCAACUCUUGGGCGCCUGGGUGGCUCAGUUGGUUAAGCGACUGCCUUCGGCUCAGGUCAUGAUCCUGGAGUCCCAGGAUCGAGUCCCACGUCGGGCUCCCUGCUCAGCGGGGAUGUCUGCUUCUCCCUUUGACCCUCUUCCCUCUCAUGCUCUCUCUCUUUCUCUCUCGCAAAUAAAUAAAAUCUUAAGAAAAAAAAUAAUAAUUUUGUGCAACUCUUAUCUGUAAGCCUCAGAAAAAUAGAGAUAAUAGUCAUCUUACAGUGUGUUAUGAAGCUUUUAUAAAAUAGCGUAGUUGUCCCACAGGACUCCCCAGUAAAACUGAAGAGAUGAAAGAUAGAAGCAUCGGAAAGGGGUGUGGCCAAGCCGUAUGGGUUAGCAGGGGUCUCAAGCUUGAAUACCUACAAGUUCAUGCAGGUAAUACAAAGGUGUGAAGUAGUAACUCUGUGGUGAUUUACAGAGUACUGGCCCUGGAGGGCAUAAACUUCUGAAGCUCAAACUGAUUGUUGUUAUGUAAAAAAUGUAGGCUUAGAUUUUCUGAUUUUUAAAGAGAUGCCAGGAAUGUGGGUGCAAAACUUUGUUUUCAAAAUAAUGGCAAAUACUUCAGAAUGUUAAAAGAUUGUUGGACCAAACAACAUAACCAUGGAUGUAGUUAGUGGGUACUGGUUUGUGAUCUUUGAGUUUCAGUGGAUUUUAGGGCAGGGCUUCAAUUUUUCUUUUCUUCUAGUUUAAGAAAACCUGUUGGCUGAGGAGACUCUUACAAAUAUCUGAGGUUCUUGUCUCCAGCACAACUUCUUAAUUUACCUUACAAGUAAACAGGCUCCAUUAAAAACAAACAAACAAACAAACAAAAACACAGGAGAGCCCAGCCAAAUAAAAGGUGUUGAAAGGAAGUUGCCUUAUUUCAUCUGGAACAAUGAGUAGGCAGAGGAUAUAUCGGCUCUGUGUGUAAAGUAAGGAUGAUUGAAUGUGACCAGGAAGUGGCCAAGAACAUGAAUAUCUAAAAGAAGUAAUCUAAAAUAGGCUCACUGGGACAUCAGAAAAAAACUCUUUUUUUUUUACCCACUGUCCAGCAUCUUUUAGUUUGAAAUCCUCAGGUAUAGGACCAGUUGUCGUCAGUAUAGUCAGGUCUUUGUGAAUAUGAAACACUUCAUUGAAAUCUUAUUGUCUGAACAUUUUCGUCCUGAUCUCUAUUUUUUGUUUUAGUUUUUGGAGCAUCAUCUGGGGAGAGGAGAGUUCUCUGCUGCUGCUUCAUCCUAGCGAGAGAAGCCACACACUUACGCUGAGGUAGGAUUUGACAAACACUUCUGAAACAUAGGUUAAAUCUAUUAGAAUCAACUGUUGGAAAAUUCAAAUUCCUCAUAGCGUGGAGUUAUUUAUUACAGAGUAGAUUGGAGGGAUUAUGUGGUGGGGAGUAGCAAUUGCAAAAAAAAGGAGAGAUCAGGUCUGUUGGGUUCUGACUCUGCUCUAAACCUUAUGCUAUUUGAUCUCUUUUGGGAAUUGCAUUCAGAUAUGUAGAUUUCUGGACUCCUUCCAAUUCAACAGAGGAAACUAAAUUCUUAGUGAUGGGACACCUGUGUGGCUCAGUCAGUUAAGUGUCUGCCUUCAGCUCAGGUCAUGAUCUCAGAAUCCUGGGAUUGAGCCCAGAGCCCAGCAUUGUGUCAGGGUCCCUGCUCAGCAGGAAGUCUGCUUCUCCCUCUCCCUGCCUCUUCCCCCCCCGCUUGUGCUCACUCUCUCAAAUAAAUAAAUAAAAUCUUUUAAAAAAAAGAGAUAUUCUUAGUGAUAAUUAUCCUUUAGUAAAUCAAAUACUACAAACACUUCAACCAAAAUCAGAAAUUUGACCAAGCUGAAUGUAAACAUUCUUUGGCUAAAUUGAUAUGAAUAUUGCAUAGUAGUUUCUCCCCUCAGUUUGAAUUUCGUUGCAUAAUUUAUAGAUUUUAACCUUAGAUAUUCUAUAUUUUCUCAAGUUUUGUGGGAAUUGAUAUGAUGAUAUGUUUCUUAAUAUCCAUAAUUUCAAUAACUGAAAUGUCAUUUAGGAACUUGAAUAACUUUAUAAUAAUACGUGGUUGUAAAUCAUAAAAUUUUUACAAAAAAUCUAACCAUUUGUUGACAUUGAUCUAAGUUCUUAAAAUAUUUUUCUUUGAAAAAUUCCUCAUGGUUCUCUAAUGCUUCAGUAAGAACACUGCAUCUUUGAAUCAUUGUCAUCAUUAGGAAAUGUGUAAGAUUUGUGAAGAUCUAAAUAAAUCUGACAAGUAAAAACAUUUCCUCUGUUCUGUAUCAUCCAGGCUGGUCUGAUUUAAUCUUAUUUAAAGGAAACAUUUCUAUUGUGCAGUUCUGCUAAAACUCUUUUAAUAAAUUAAGAAUUAAUUUCAAAAUUUAAAUAUAAAUUCUAUGAAUAAUUCAAUUUACACUGAACUUUUUCUUUUUGUCCAACACAUGACCCAAUUUUAGUGUUUUUUAAUGGAAAUACUUAGUGUCUAUACCUGUCUUACCUUUAAAUCAGGUUUAGAUGAUUAUUUUUUUAUGUGAUUAGUUUUAUGUAUUUAUUUUAUUAUGUUCAGUUAGUCACUGUAUCAUUAGUUUUUGAUGUAGUGUUCAGUGAUUCAUUGGUUGUGUAUAACACCCAGUGUUCAUCACACACGUGCCCUCCUUAAUACCCAUCACCCUAUUACCCCAUCCUCCACCCCCCUCCCCUCUGAAACCGUCAGUUUGUUUCCCAGGGUCCAUAGUCUUAGGCUCCAAACCCAGUGUAGAACCCAAGAUGGUUAUUUUUCUUAACUUUUGGCAUAUAAGAAUUAAAACAUGAAGAUAAAGUAUGGAAACUUUUAAAAGCAUUAAGAUACCAUUUUUAUCAGGACUAUUUAGUAAAUAUAGCAAUGGAAAUAUUGAGAAUAUGAAUUUAUCCUCAAAAUCCCAACCAUUAAAAAACAUUCCUUGCCGACUGGGCGGAGCAAGAUGGCAGAGGAGUAGGAGACCUGGAUUUCGUCUGGUCUCAGGAAUUCUGCUGGAUAGGGAUCAAACCAUUCUGAACACCUACAAACUCAACAGGAGAUCAAAGAAAAGAAUAGCAACAACUCUCUGAACAGAAAAGCGACCACUUUCUGGAAGGUAGGAUGUUCAGAGAAGUGAAUACAAGGCGAUAUUCGGGAGGAUAGAUGGCAGGGGAAGGGGGCCUCUGUGGGCCACUUCUGGCAAGUGAUAGGGCAGUGGAGCACAAAAUCGGAAAUUUUAGAAGUCUGCUCUGCUGAGGGAUGUUGCUCCAGGGGCUAAAUGGGGGUGGAACCCUCACGGGACAGUGUGGUCUCAGGAUCCUUGGCAUCACAAAAAGACUGGGGGUGCCUGAGUGUGGCAGAGCUCCCAGGUAUCAGAGCGGGGAAGCCAGCUGCAGAGACGGAGCUGAGGAGCGGGUUGCCAUAAACCGUGAUCCGUGGCACAGUCGGGCCACUGCUCCUCCAGCAGGGACCCAACAAGCAGCAGAUCCGGGGAGACUCCCCUUCCUCCCAGGGGAGGAGCAGCGUGGGAGCGCACUGCAGGGAUCUGCUAGGUUUGGAGAAUCCGCACAAGGUCGGAUGCCAGAGAUAGAAACGCUCGGCUGGGUGAAUGUGGAGUGUGGCCAGAGACCGGGGAGACAGGAGUGACUGCUUUUCUCUGGGGGUGCAUUGAGGAGUGGGGCCCCGAGUUCUCAGCUCCUCCGGGGUGGAGAUUGGGAGGCCGCCAUUUUCACUCUCCUCCAAAGCUGUACGGAAAGCUUGCAGGGAACAAAAGCUCCUGAGAGCAAACCUGAGAUUACUUAGCCCGGAAUGGCAAGGGUGGGGCAAUUCCGCCUCUGGCAAAGACAUUUGAGAACCACCGCAACAGGUUUCUCCCCCAGAAGAUCAGCAAAAACAGCAAGCCAAGACCAAGUUUACCAUCAAUGAGAAUGGCAGAACUCCAGCACUAGGGGAAUACUACACAUAGAAUCCAUGGCUUUUUUGUACAAUAAAUUUUUUAGUCUUUCAAAGUUAAUUUUUUGAAUUUUUCUUUUUCCCUUUUUCAACCAACAUCUUAUCAAUCCCUUUUUUAAAAAACAUUUUUAUUUUUCAUUUUUAGAGUCAUAUUCUAUCCCUUCAUAGUAGUUACCCUUAUUUUUGGUAUAUAUAAGUUCUCUCUUUAAAAUUUUGAGAUACAGUUUCUUCUAACAGAUCAAAAUAUACCCUAAAUCUCUAGUGAUUGGCUUUGUUCUUGUCUCCUGACUGAUCACAGUCUCUCCUUUUUUUUUAAAUCCUUUCUUUUUUCAAACAACUUCUUAUCAAUUCCUUUUAUAAAAGUUUUUAUAAUUUUCAUCUUUACAAUCAUAUUCCAUCCCUUCAUCAUAUCAACACUUAUUUUUGUAAUAUAUGUAAGUUUUUCUUUCUUUAAAAUUUUGGGAGGCACUUUCUUCUAACAGACCAAAAUACACUGAAAAUCUAGUGUGUGGCACUGAUCUAUGCACCAGCUUGAUCAUAUUUGAUCAUAUUCUGGUUUUUUUUUUUUGUUCUGUUUUUGUUUGCUUUUAUCUUUUUCUUUUUUUUUUUUCUUUCUUUCCCUUACUUUUCCCCUGGCUUCAGGUCUUCUCUGAUUUGUUUAGAGUAUAUUUUCUGGGGAGGUUGUUACCCUGUUAGCAUUUGGUUCUCUCAUUCAUCUAUUCUCCUCUGGACAAAAUGACAAGACAGAAAAAAUCACCUCAACAAAAAGAACAAGAGGCAGUACUGACUGCCAGGGACCUACUCAAUACGGACAUUAGUACAAUGUUGGAUCUAGAGUUCAGAAUCAUCACUUUAAAGAUACUAGCUGGGCUUGAAAAAAGCAUGGAAGUUAUUAGAGAAAUCCUUUCUGGAGAAAUAAAAGAACUAAAAUCUAACCAAGCCAAAAUCAAAAAGGCUGUUAUGAGGUGCAAUCAAAAAUAGGGGUGCUAACUACUAGGAUAAAUGAGGCAGAAGAGAGAAUCAGUAAUACAGAAGACCAAAUGAUGGAAAAUAAAGAAGCUGAGAAAAAGAGAGAUAAACAACUACUGGAUCACGAGGGCAGAAUUCGAGAGAUAAGUGAUACCAUAAGGUGAAACAACAUUAGAAUAAUUGGGAUCCGAGAAGAAGAAGAAAGAGAGAGAGGGGCAGAAGGUAUAAUGGAGCAAAUUAUAGCAGAGAACUUCCCUUAUUUGGGAAAGGAAACAGGCAUCAGAAUCCAGGAGGCACAGACAACCCCCCUCAAAAUCAAAAAUAGGUCAACACCCCAAUAUCUAAUAGUAAAACUUACGAGUCUCAGAGACAUAGAGAAAAUCCUGAAAGCAGCUCGGGAGAAGAGAUCUGUAACCUAUAAUGGUAGAAACAUUAGAUUGGCAACAGACCUAUCCACAAAGACCUGGCAGGCCAGAAGGACUGGCAUGAUAUAUUCAGAGCAUUAAACGAGAACAAUAUGCAGCCAAGAAUACUAUAUCCAGCUAGACUGUCAUUGAAAAUGGAGAGAUAAAAAUCUUCCAGGACAAACAAAAAGUAAGGGAAUUUGCAAACACGAAACCAGCCCUACAAGAAAUAUUGAAAGGAGUCCUCUAAGCAAAGAGAGACCCUAAAAGCAACAUAGACCAGAAAGGAACACAGACAAUAUACAGUAACAGUCACCUUACAGGCAAUACAAGGCACUAAAUUCAUAUCUUUCAGUAGUUACCCUGAAUGUAAAUGGGCUCAAUGCCCCAAUCAAAAGACACAGGCUAUCAGAUUGGAUUAAAAAACAAGACCCAUCGAUAUACUGUCAGCAAAAGACUCAUUUUAGACCCAAAGACACCCCCAGAUGGAAAGUGAGGGGGUGGAAAACCAUUUACCAUGCUAAUGGACACCAAAAGAAAGCUGGGGUGGCAAUCCUUAUAUCAGACAAAUUAGAUUUUAAACAAAAGACUGAAAUAAGAGAUGAAGGACACUAUAUCCAACUUAAAGGGUCUAUACAACAAGAAGAUCUAACAGUUGUAAAUAUCUAUGCCUGUAACAUGGGAACAGCCAAUUAUAGAAGGCAAUUAAUAACAAAAGCAAAGAAACACAUCGACAACAAUACAAUAAUAGUGGGGGACUUUAACACCCCCCCUCACUGAAAUGGACAGAUCAUCUAAGCAAAAGAUCAACAAAGAAAUAAAGGCUUUAAAUGACACACUGGACCAAAUGGACUUCACAGACCUAUUCAGAACAUUCCACCCCAAAGCAACGGAAUACACAUUCUUCUCUAGUGCCCAUGGAACAUUCUCCAGAAUAGAUCACAUCCUAGGUCACAAAUCAGAUCUCAACUGGUACCAAAGAUUGGGAUCAUUCCCUGCCUAUUGUCAGACCACAGUGCUUUGAAACUAGAACUCAAUCGCAAGAGGAAAGUUGGAAAAAAACUCAAAUACAUGGAGGCUAAAGAGCAUCCUAUGAAAGAAUGAAUGGGUCAACCAGGAAAUUAAAGAAGAAUUAAAAAAAUUCAUGGAAACCAAUGAAAAUGAAAACACAACUAUUCAAAAUCUUUGGGAUGCAGCAAAGGCAGUCCUAAGAGGAAAGUAUAUAGCAAUACAAGCCUUUCUCAAGAAACAAGAAAGGUCUCAAGUACACAAGCUAACCCAACACCUAAAGGAGCUAGAGAAAAAACAGCAAAUAAAGCCUAAACCCAGCAGGAGAAGAGAAAAAAUAAAGGUCAGAGGAGAAAUCAAUGAAAUAUUAACCAAAAGAACAGUAGAACAGAUCAACGAAACUAGGAGCUGGUUCUUUGAAAGAAUUAACAAGAUAGAUAAACCCCUGGCCAGACUUAUCAAAAAGAGAAGAGAAAUGACCCAAAUCAACAAAAUCAUGAAUGAAAGAGGAGAGAUCACAACCAACACCAAAGAAAUAUAAACAAUUAUAAGAACAUAUUAUGAGCAACUCUAGGCCAGCAAAUUAGAUAACCUGAAAGAAAUGGAUGCAUUCCUAGAGAUGCAUCAACUACCAAAACUGAACCAGGAUGAAAUAGAAAACCUGAACAGACCUAUAACCACUAAGGAAAUUGAAGCAGUCAUCAAAAAUCUCCCAACAAACAAAAGCCCAGGGCCAGAUGGCUUCCCAGGGGAAUUCUACCAAACAUUUCAAGAAGAAUUAAUACCUAUUCUUCUGAAACUGUUCCAAAAAAUAGAAAUGGAAGGAAAACUUCCAAACUCAUUUUAUGAGGCCACCAUUACCUUGAUCCCAAAACCAGACAAAGACUCCAUCAAAAGGGAGAAUUACAGACCAAUAUCCCUGAGGAACAUGGAUGCAAAAAUUCUCACCAAAAUACUAGCCAAUAGGAUCCAACAGGACAUUAAAAGGAUUAUUCCCCACGACCAAGUGGGAUUUAUCCCUGGGCUGCAAGGUUGGUUCAACAUGCGCAAAUCAAUUAACAUGAUACAAUACAUUAACAAAAGAAAGAACAAGAAUCAUAUGAUUCAAUAGAUGCAGAAAAAGCAUUUGACAAAGUACAGCAUCCUUUCUUGAUCAAAACUCUUCAGAGUAUAGGGAUAGAGGGUACAUACCUCAAUAUCAUAAAAGCCAUCUAAGAAAAACCCACAGCAAAUAUCAUUCUCAUUGGGGAAAAACUGAGGGCUUUACCCCUAAGGUCAGGAAAAUGGCAGGGAUGUCCACUAUCACCACUGCUAUUCAACAUAGUAUGAGAAGUCCUAGCCACAGCAAUCAGACAACAAAAAGAAAUAAAAGGCAUCCAAAUUGGCAAAGAAGGAGUCAAACUUUCACUCUUUGCAGAUGAUAUGAUACUUUAUGUGGAAAACCCAAAAGACUCCACCCCAAAACUGCUAGAACUCAUACAGGAAUUCAGUCAAGUGGCAGGGUAUAAAAUCAAAGUACAGAAAUCAGUGGCAUUCCUAUACACCAACAACAAGACAGAAGAAAGAGAAAUUAAGGAGUUGAUCCCAUUUACAAUUGCACCCAAAACCGUAAGAUACCUAGGAAUAAAUCUAACCAAAGAGGCAAAGGAUCUGUACUCAGAAAACUAUAAAAUACUCAUGAAAGAAAUUGAGGAAGACAAAAAGAGAUGGAAAAAGGUUCCAUGCUCAUGGAUUGGAAGAACAAAUAUUGUGAAGAUGUCAAUGCUCCCUAGAGCAAUCUACACAGUCGAUGCAAUCCCUAUCAAAAUACCAUCCACUUUUUUCAAAGAAAUGGAACAAAUAAUCCUAAAAUUUGUAUGGAACUAGAAAAGACUCCGAAUAGCCAGAGGAAUGUUGAAAAAGAAAAGCAAAGCUGGCGGCAUCACAAUUCCAGACUUCCAGCUCUAUUACAAAGCUGUCAUCAUCAAGACAGUAUGGUACUGGCACAAAAACAGAUACAUAGAUCAACAGAACAGAAUAGAGAGCCCAGAAAUGGACCCUCAACUCUAUGGUCAACUAAUCUUUGACAAAGCAGGAAAGAAUGUCCAAUGGAAAAAAGACAGUUUCUUCAAUAAAUGGUGCUGGGAAAAUUGGACAGCCACAUGCAGAUUAUUGAAACUGGACCAUUUCCUUACACCACACACAAAAAUAGACUCCAAAUGGUUGAAAGACCUCAAUGUGAGACAGGAGUCCAUCAACAUCCUAAAGGAGAACACAGGCAGCAACCUCUUCGACCUCAGCUGCAGCAACUUCCCCCUAGAAACAUCACCAAAGGCAAGGGAAGCAAGGGCAAAAAUGAACUAUUGGGACUUCAUCAAGAUAAAAAGCUUUUGCACAGCAAAGGAAACAGUCAACAAAACCAAAAGACAACUGACAAAAUAGGAGAAGAUAUUUGCAAAUGACAUAUCAGAUAAAGGGCUAGUAUCCAAAAUCUAUAACGAACUUAUCAAACUCAACACCCAAAGAACAAAGAAUCCAAUCAAGAAAUGGGCAGAAGACAUGAACAGACAUUUUUCCAAAGGAGACAUCCAAAUGGCCAACAGACACAUGAAAAAGUGCUCAACAUCGCUUGACAUCAGGGAAAUCCAAAUCAGAACCUCAAUGAGAUACCACCUCCCACCAGUCAGAAUGGCUAAAAUUAACAAGUCAGGAAACGACCGAUGUUGGCGGGGAUGCGGAGAAAGGGGAACCCUC